Messenger RNA from Rhipicephalus sanguineus (brown dog tick), 2170 nucleotides. Its product is annotated as beta-1,3-galactosyltransferase 1. The record is from RefSeq and is a predicted model, not a curated record. The coding region runs from base 54 to 1196 and encodes 380 amino acids. Gene Ontology annotation, molecular function: hexosyltransferase activity. NCBI's taxonomy places the organism in Eukaryota, Metazoa, Arthropoda, Arachnida, Ixodida, Ixodidae. The transcript is spliced from 2 exons. Gene Ontology annotation, cellular component: membrane.
UCUGAGACUCGCCGACGGUGGCGUUGUUCCACUCCUCCGGUGGCGGUGUCGCGAUGCCUCGAGCGCGACGUCGGCGUCACAGCGCUAGAAGUGCGGUCGGCGUAGAAGGUGGUGACGAAGACGACGACGACUUGCAAAGAACGCAGACUAUGUCCUCGCUACGGCUACCACGAUGGCUCGGCAAGUUGCACACUUACGCUAUCCUCGCCGGCUGCCUGGCACUUCUCAUCCUGUUCAGGUCAUUCCACACGGAAGUACAGGAGGGUGAAAAAGAUAUCUUUGACGAUGAUUUGUUCAUUGCGCCUCAACAGUUUGACGACCACGCCCAGAACGAGGUAGUCGUGCGCGAAGAACUUGACGCGCUUCCCGAAGAAAGCGUUAGCAACGACAAUCCCUACGUUCACCGGUACGUAAUCGACGCGUCGCACGUCUGUCGGGGCUUCGAAGUCGCUCCGAGGCGCCUCAUAUUCGUGGCGAGCGCUCCGAGCCACCGGGAGGCGAGGAAUGCCAUACGCGACACUUGGGGACUGCCUUCGUACGUUGCGCAUCGUGACAGCAAGGUACUGUUCCUGCUGGGACGCUCCGCGCACGACAUGGAGAUCAAGGCAGAGUCCCAGGUCAACGGGGACAUCGUGCAGGGCAGCUUUACGGACAGCUACGACAACUUGACGCUCAAGAGCGUCAUGAUGCUCCACUGGACGCGCUCCUUCUGCCCCAACGUGGAGCACGUGAUGAAGACGGAUGAUGACGUGUACGUGAACCUCGACAACCUGGUUCACCACCUGGAGCACGAGAUGGCCGACCAGAGACGCUGGAUCCAGGGAUGUAUCAAGAGGCACGCCGGCACGCCGCUGCGCUCUGCCGGUGCCGGUCUGCCUGUGAGCCCGGUAGACGUGCGGACAUUGCCCAAGGCGCACCCGGACUUUGUGGCGGGCGCGGGUUACGUCAUAUCCGGUGACCUGGUGAAGGACUUGCUGGUGGUCUCGGCGAGAGUCAAGUGGGUGCCUUUAGAAGACGUGUUUGUAACGGGACGGUGUGCUGCCGCGGUGGGCGUCAAGCCCGAGACUGACGACAGGUUCAGCUGUGGCCGGCAAGUGAAGGAUCCGUGCGAAAUGGCCCACGCGUUCACGGGACAUGGAAUGACGCCAGAUCUGAUGAGAAGGACGUGGGAUGCGAUGCUCAGUGGCUGUUCGUGAGACAAAUACGUGUUGCGAAGCUUCUUAUAGAAUGUUUCCUUUUUUCGCGGUGUGGGACAUGUGGUACUUAAAGGCAGUAAAUGAGAAUGCUCACGAGACUGAGAUACGUAAUGCUUGAAUCACUCGUGCACAGGUCGGGACGUUCAAGUGACGUGUAAUAUCCAAAGGAGUCGCCGAAAUUUCAAGGUUGGACUGCGAUGGCCUAUGCGUGCUUGUUUGAAGUGCAACGUAGUUUUUCAUAGCGAGUACUGUGAACGCUGUUCCCGUCAUCGUUAAAUGACAGAAUUUUCGUAUUUUAUGCUGCGUCAUUUCGUCUGUAGACCACUGUCGGUCAAGAAUGUUGUACGUUACGGGGUUAAUUCAUGUUCAGCACCAAGUAAUGUCGGGAAGUUCUAACUUGCCGCUGAUUCUGGUGAACACGAGUGAAUAGUGUGUGGUGAUUAAACAGUUCGUGUAUUGUUGGUAGACUUCGAUGGUGAAUCAUUGAAGGGACGAUCUGAACCGGCAGAGUACAAAGACUAUGCCUGUUGGCGUCAAGUUUUCCUCAUUGAAGAACGCAGUAAGCACUUAAAGGCUAAACGGCAUAUGGGCUGACCAACCUCCCUGCUUUUCCCUCUCUCGUUCCUGCUUCUACUCUGGUGGGCAUAAGUAGGCUGAUAAUUUCUGAACGGAAACAAAUUUAUUGCUCUGUAUUGAGUCAAAACCAUUCACUAAGCCACUGCAAGAACAAGUGGGGGAAUAAGCUAAAUUGCUAUAAUAAAUCCGGCUGUUUAAAUUAUGCUUCAGUGAACUGACGAUGCUUUUCACAUAUUGACUUUGUGACAAACAUAGCCUGUAUAUAUGAAUGUUGAGGCGCACAGAAUCUUUAUUUUAUGUGACCCUUAAGAACCCCAAGAAACUACAAUGCGUCCUGUUGAGCUUUUCUUGCUGUAUUUGGAGGCAGGCUAAAGGAACGUUCUCCACAUAAAAAAAAA